AUGUCCUUCCUCCUCCACGGCAGCACAGGACACACAGGCAUGGGCUGGGUCGAUCUCGUCCCCCGGGCGGGUAAACUCUACAUCGGCGGUCUCUACGCUCUAUACCAAGGCGACCUCAUAGAUAAAGCAGGCAUUACGCACGUUCUAUCUGUGAUAGAUUAUGAUCCUUUACUGCAGGAGAAAUUUAGGCAUUUGAAACAGUACAUCGACACAGCUCUAAAUGCCGAGAACGGCGGUGUAUUCAUCCACUGCGCAAUGGGAAAGUCCCGGUCCGCAACACUCGUCUGCGCAUACUUGAUCUGGAAGUACAACAUCACCCCUGCCGCAGCGCUGGAGCAGCUAUGUGAGGGACGACCCGUGUGCGAUCCAAAUCCAGGGUUCAAAGAGCAGUUGGAGGUGUGGGGGGAGAUGUGUGGGGUUAGUAGCGAGGAAGAGAAGAGGAAUGUGUAUGAGGCGUGGGAGAAAGACAGAUUUACAGGGGAAGUCUGGGAGUGGGAAGCUCGCUUGGAUAAAACGCGAGAACAGCAGUCACAAUCAAAAGUGGCAAGGUCAAAGUUGUAG
Molecule: messenger RNA, 561 nt
Organism: Alternaria viburni
Lineage: Eukaryota; Fungi; Ascomycota; Dothideomycetes; Pleosporales; Pleosporaceae
Exons: 2
Coding region: 1-561 (186 amino acids)
Biological process (GO): protein dephosphorylation
Cellular component (GO): nucleus
Molecular function (GO): protein tyrosine/serine/threonine phosphatase activity
Source: RefSeq, a predicted model, not a curated record